CCUCGCGCUUUCACCUUCUUCCCGCGUCACUUCUGACCUGGUCUUUACUCUUUGCCCAUUCCACUCUUCUCUUGAAGUUUUCUUGCUCUAGUUUUAAAUUUCGUGUGUAAAUUUUCUUAAAUUUAAAUAAGGAAGUCCACUGCUGGAAAGCAUGCCGGGUUCAACUCCACGCUGACGCUCAGGACCUCGAAACCCUAGAAGAUUUCCUUUGGUGUAUUAUGGGAUCAAAAAUGAAUUCAUAUGAUGUUAGGACCAGGAGGGUCAUGAUGACAAUUAUAGUAGUUGGUCUCUGCUGUUUCUUCUAUGUUUUAGGUGCAUGGCAAAAAAGUGGCGUUGGGAGGGGAGAUAGCAUUGCACUGCAGAUUACCCGAGAAACAGAGUGCGGUGUCAUGCCAAACUUGAUUUUUGAAACUCAUCAUAGCAAUGAUGUCAACAUCUACACCUAUAAAGCUAAGAACUUUGAGCCAUGCGAUGCUACACUAACAGAUUACACACCAUGUCAGGAUCAAAAUCGAGCAAUGACUUUUCCUAGGGAGAAUAUGGCUUAUAGAGAAAGACAUUGCCCUCCCAAUAAAGAGAAAUUACGAUGCCUUAUUCCAGCCCCAAAAGGUUAUAUGACACCAUUCCCAUGGCCAAAGAGUCGCGACUAUGUGCCUUAUGUAAAUGUUCCAUAUAAGAGUCUAAUUGUUGAGAAGGCUGUUCAGAACUGGGUUCAGCUUGAGGGAAAUUUGUUAAAAUUUCCAGGAGUAGGAGCGAUGUUUCCUCAAGGAGCUGAUGCAUAUAUUGAUGAACUUGCAUCUGUCAUCCCGAUUGCAGAUGGCACGAUUAGAACUGCACUCGAUACUGGCUGUGGGGUCGCCAGCUGGGGAGCCUAUCUGUUUAAACAGAAUGUACUAACGAUGUCCUUUGCACCAAGGGACUCACAUGAAGCUCAAGUACAGUUUGCCUUAGAACGAGGUGUUCCUGCUGUUAUAGGAGUACUUGGAACCAUCAAACUUCCAUAUCCGUCCAGAGCCUUUGAUAUGGUUCAUUCUGCUCGGUGUUUAAUACAAUGGACUUCUAACGAUGGCAUGUACAUGAUGGAAGUAGAUCGAGUUCUCAGGCCUGGCGGGUACUGGAUAUUGUCUGGGCCUCCAAUUAAUUGGAAGACAUACAAUAAGACAUGGAAGCGUUCAGAGGAUGAGCUGCAAAAGGAACAAAGACGAAUAGAGGAACUUGCUGACCUGCUUUGCUGGGAGAAACAGUACGAGAAAGGAGAUGUUGCCAUCUGGAAGAAGAGUAUAAAUGACUACUCAUGUAAAAGGAAAAAUGACUCUUCUGUUGGGAUGUGCAAAGAUGAAGGUGUUGAUGGCUUGUGGUACCAAAAGAUGCAAGUUUGUAUUACUCCAUUCCCUGCUGUCAAAAGUUCAAAUGAAGUCGCUGGCGGGAAGUUGAAAAAGUUCCCUGGUCGACUCUUUGCUGUUCCUCCCAGAGUAGCUAGUGGAUCUGUGGGUGUUUCCAAAGAGACUUAUGAAGAAGAUAAUAGAAUUUGGAUCAAACAUGUGAAGGCUUACAAGAAGAUGAAUAAACUAAUAGGCUCAGGGAGAUAUCGGAAUAUAAUGGAUAUGAAUGCAGGUUUUGGAGGCUUUGCAGCUGCACUCGAGUCUUCCAAUUCAUGGGUGAUGAAUGUUGUCCCAACAAUUUCUAAGAAAGAUACGUUGGGCAUAAUUUAUGAGCGAGGCCUCAUUGGGAUAUACCAUGACUGGUGUGAAGCCUUCUCCACAUACCCUAGAUCAUAUGAUUUGAUUCAUGCAAAUGGAGUCUUCAGCUUGUAUCAGAAUAACUGUGGGAUGGAAGACAUACUUCUAGAAAUGGACAGAAUCCUAAGGCCUGAAGGCACGAUUAUUUUCCGCGAUGGCGUCGAUGCUGUGAACAGAGUGCGAGUAUUGGCCACUGCAAUGCGGUGGAAGACGAGGAUGCUUGACGAUGAAGAUGGCCCUCUUGUGCCUGAGAAGAUUUUGAUUGCUGUUAAAUCUUAUUGGGUGGCAAAUGGAAACAAUUCCACACUGUAGUUGCAUUAGCAUCCAAGAAUGAAUGAGAUCUGACAUGGUUCGUUUGCCAGAUAACUUGGCUUCACUUGUGCAUUAGCCAUCACAGAAUGAGAGAAUGCUGAAGCAGAUUUGGAAAGCUGCGUGUUGUAAGUUGAUAAUCUCAUGAUCUUAUUGUGUAUGAAAUAAUUUGUGCUUGAUUUUGAUAUUAACUUGGGUAGUUUGGUAGAUGUUUUGAGUGCUCACUUGUUUUUUCUCUUAAUAUUUCUGUUGAUGGAAGAAAAAUUGAUACUUUGUAUAGUCUGAGUAAAGGUUCUGAUAAAGAAUAAAAAAAUAUUGAAGUUUUUUUUUUUCAA
Molecule: messenger RNA, 2383 nt
Organism: Dendrobium catenatum
Lineage: Eukaryota; Viridiplantae; Streptophyta; Magnoliopsida; Asparagales; Orchidaceae
Product: probable methyltransferase PMT2
Exons: 7
Coding region: 219-2051 (610 amino acids)
Cellular component (GO): trans-Golgi network; cytoplasm; endosome
Molecular function (GO): methyltransferase activity
Source: RefSeq, a predicted model, not a curated record